Molecule: messenger RNA, 351 nt
Organism: Suillus bovinus
Lineage: Eukaryota; Fungi; Basidiomycota; Agaricomycetes; Boletales; Suillaceae
Exons: 2
Coding region: 1-351 (116 amino acids)
Source: RefSeq, a predicted model, not a curated record
AUGGCCCUAGUUACCAUCAAUGGACACUCUUCCAAGUUCCUCUUCUCAGUCAAUCGUCCCUUGUACCCCUUCCUACGCUCGCUCGACGAAGAGAGCCAAUCCCUAGCUCUUACGCUACUGGUACUCUGUGAUGUCAAGUACCGCGCUCUUUAUCUUUACUAUUUUGCCCUCUUUUUCAUCAUAACGCGUGCUCUUGUACGACCUUGGGCUUCGACUAUACCCGACUUCCACACAUCAGGAGAGGGCUUUGUCGAACGCAAACGCCUUUCCCAUCUCCAAAUCACUUUUUCUCUUCUAGUUGGGCCUCAAGGCCGCGCCACUGACUGGGUGGAUGGAACGGACAUGGCAUGA